ACCACCUCGAACCCCUGAAUGCUGCUAUGUUGCUAACUCAAUUAACAAACAGUACUAUACAUACUGAAAUAUUCAGUGCAAUAGCAUAGUGAUACACCCGGAAGAUGUCUUAUACAGUCUUAUACUUCUCUUAUACUGUUGUACAAUAAAUGGCAAUAAAGCUUCGUAUCUCAUCUCAAUUAAGCUUAGACAAUUUAGCAUUCACUGCAAAGCACUCAAAUUUCUUAAUUUAAGUUUAAACACAUAAUCAUAAUCGGGAUGCCGGCACUCUCCCCCCUCCUGUCACAGCGGCUAGUGCCGACAGGGAAGCGUCUGAUUCGACGUCAUGAAAACGACUUGUCAUCAGCCGUCAUGAGUCUGUUUCACUCUGGUGGAGGCAAACGUAAAAAAGGCUGAAUGGAAAGUCUGUUAUAAGUAGUCCAAGCAAUGCGAUGUGUGCCUUUUUCAGUCAUUACCUUGUGACGUAGGCGAGAGUACAAAGAAAACGCUCCAGAAAUUAUACGGCAGCACACGCAAGUUCUCUGUUCCACGAGUGAAAUAACGGCACUAAUGCAAUAUAUCAAGAUGAACACUCUGUUUCUCCUCACCUUCCUGUCUGUGUGCUAUGCAGAGAACUUUGACAAGGUUUCUGAUUUGGCAUCUUACAGGACCAUUUACAUCUCAGAAAAUGGACCUGGACUAUCUGUUAUGACAGAACAAGCCAAAGUGGUGUCUCAUCGGGGGGGCAAUGUAACACUGCCAUGCAUGUUUCAAAAGAACCCUGGGCUUGUCCCCAAUCCCAGAAUGAGGAUAAAGUGGACUAAGUUAACAUCAGAUUAUCUAAAAGAGAUUGAUGUUUUUGUAGCUAUGGGUCUCCAUAAGAAGAGCUAUGGUAGAUUUCAUGGCCGUGUGGAUCUACAGGGUGCCAGUGAGAAUGAUGCAUCACUGGUCAUUAAUGAGAUAACACUGGAGGACUAUGGAAGGUACAAAUGUGAGGUGAUUGAUGGUCUGGAGGAUGGCACAGUAGUGGUGUCCCUCAAUCUUGAAGGUGUAGUUUUCCCACAUUUUUCAUCUCAUGGGCGUUAUAAACUGAACUUCCAAGAUGCUGAGACAGCCUGUCAAGAUCAGGAUGCCAUUGUGGCCUCAUUUGACCAGCUGUAUGAUGCUUGGAGGGAAGGGCUAGACUGGUGCAAUGCUGGUUGGCUCAGUGAUGGAUCAGUGCAAUACCCAAUCACCAAACCUCGAGAGCCUUGUGGAGGGAAGAACACUGUCCCUGGCAUAAGGAAUUAUGGAAUGCAAGACAAGGAAAAGGGCAGAUAUGACGUCUUCUGUUUCACGUCAAAAUACAAAGGGCGUUUCUACUAUCUUACACCCUCUUGGAAGAUGACAUAUGAUGAAGCAGUGCUGGCAUGUCAAAAAGAUGGUGCUCAGAUUGCUAAGGUUGGCCAAAUGUAUGCAGCAUGGAAACUGCUGGGCUAUGAUCGCUGUGAUGCCGGCUGGUUAGCUGACGGAAGUGUGCGCUAUCCCAUCUCGCGUCCACGUCGCCGCUGUAGCCCCACAGAAGCUGCUGUGCGCUUCUCCGGUUUUCCAGACAAGAAGCACAAACUCUAUGGUGUCUACUGCUUCAAAGGGUACAACUGAGUAAAAAAAAAAUGUAAUACAGAAAAGGAAGUGAAGAGGAGUCAGUCAACUGUGACCUUUUUCAAAUACUGUAUUAUGUAGGUGAUUAAGAAGACAUUGUGCAUUUGGUGUUAUUGAAGACAUGAUAGCAAAAACUCAAAAGCAUGUUUGUUCCAUAAAGCACCAAUAUAAAGAAAAUGUUCUAAAAAAUUAGGCAAAAAAUAUUUUUGGGAGUCAAAAAGGUUAUUUACUCAUACAUUAUGUAGAUAUUUACAUUUUAGGAGAGACAACAAUUCUGCAGUAUUAUAUGAGAAGCUAGAGUGGAUUAUGAAAUACAGAUACACAAAAUUUACUAAACCUCAAUUUACUCUAUAGCCUCUCAGAAAUAAUAUGUCAGAAAGCUUAAAAAUAUCUGACUGAGAUGUUUGAGCACAUUGUCAUUCAGUAGCAUUGUACUCAUAGAUAAUUGAAAUGGUGGCUAAAAUAAACUUUUAUAGAGUGAUCCAUCUAGUAUUUAGCCAUUAUUUCAACUGAUCUCAAUUCGUCUCAUUGCUCACUCACUCUAUCUCUCUCUCUCUCAGUUGUUUUACCAUCCAUACACGGUGCUAAAAGGUAUCAUGUUCUUGGGCUAUAUGUUUUUUAUUUUGUUUUGUUGUUUUUUUAAUUAUUUUAUUAUUAUUGUUUUUUAAUUUUGUUAAAAAGACAUUUAAUGUGUGGACCAAACUCAAAGCCUUCAUACUAAACAUUAAGUCUUCAUCCUUUCAUACUGAAGAACACUCACAGUGUUUUAUAAUUGUUUUUACAGAAAUAUUAUACUACUCUAUAAUGGUAUCCCUGUUGUGUAUCUUUUUGAAAUGCUAUAUUUAUACAAUUUAUCCAUACAUCUGUACUAUUGUCAUCAAGUAGUAUGGUGGUCCAUCUAUCCAUCUAUUCAUAGACUGGGAUUAUAAUUAAUAUAUAUAUAUAUAUAUAUAUAUAUAUAUAUAUAUAUAUAAAAUAUAUAGGAUAAAAAUGGGAGGGUUGCAUCAGGAAGGGCAUCCUGUGCCAAGUAAAACCUGUGCCAAGUUGGUGUGCAGACCAGUUGGUCCUGUGGCGACCCCUCACACACGUAGGGAGCAGCUGAAAGAUCAACAACAACUGAUUUAAUUAUUUAUUAUCUCAUUCCAUGUGACCAGCAAGCAGAAUUUUUCCUCAAGAUAUUAAAGAGUCUGCCAUUAAGACAUGGAUUUUAUUUUAUUUUUUGUAGCAUGUUUUUUUAUGUUCUCUAUUUGUAUUUUACAAAUUUUUCAAGAAACAAGGACAAAACAGCAAACUUGCUUUAUCUGUGUUAUCAAAGAAAAUGAGCAAAGGCAUUGUUAGUUCAUAUUCAUAUAAUAUUUCAUAUAAAAAACAACUUCUCUGUUUUUGUCUUUGAAACAACAUUUACAAUCGAGUUGCAUGAUUGGAUGUAGUUUAAAAAUCAACACUAAAGUCUGUGGAAAGAACUAUAAUAUAUGGAGGAAAAAAAACAAGAUUAUAUCUCCAGUAGAGCAGACAAAAUGUACAUGUUAAAGGUCACCCUUAAAGUAUUUGAAAACCAAUAGUAACACAACACAACAAGGCAUACUCAGCAUGCUGAUCUGAAACAUUUUCUUUGAGUUUGCUGUUAUGUAUUUAAACUGGAGACAAAAGUACUGAUCAAAGAUUCAGGAAGUGAAACACUUUGACUCAAGUUAGACCAUAAAUAUAAAACUAUGCAUUGUUUACAUAUGAGGGGAAUGUAAAAUUUUAGCUACCAAAGCUUAGUUACAAGCUUAAAUAGAAUGUGUUCUUGAGAAUAUUGAAAUAUUUCAAACAUAUAUAAUGAAGUUACUGAAGUUUUAGGCAACUGUAUCCUUCAGGUGCCUUGUUUACAAUCUCAAACAUAACUGGUUUUGGAAUAAUUGUGUCCUGUAUUUGUAAAACAUAAAGUACUGCAUUUAGGCUUUGAUCUGUGUAAACCAUCUCAGAAACAAGAGAAAAAUAAAACCACAAAAGAAAUAAGAUGUAUGGAUUAAAAUUGACUUGGAAUAUGGGGAAAUAAUUACUGUAUAUCUAUUUUGUAGCAACAACACUGUAUACUGUACCUACACACAGUUUUUCUACACACCUUUUCUACAAUAAAUUACAGCAUGUAUUAUAGGUAGUAUAAACAUACACUACUCACAAAAGGUUAAGGAUAUUUGGCUUUUGGGUGAAAUUUAUGGAAAAUGUAAAAGGUUCAUGCUACAGUGAUAUAUAAUGAAAGUAGGGCAUUUAAGUAGAAGCAUGCAAUGGUGAUUUCCUCAUCUCAAACAAUUUAUUGAAACAAAAGCCACAACAGUGUUGGGUAUACCACAACAAAAAAUGUCAAUGUCUCAAUAAUUUGUCAUGUGCCCUUGACCAUCAAUUACAGCUUGACAACAACAGGGCGGCCCUCAGGUCAUUGAGGUUCUGGGGUGCAGGGUUAUGAGCCUCUACACGGUGACUCAGCUGAUCCCAUAGGUUUUCUAUGGGAUUCAGGUCUGGAGAAAGUGCAGGCCACUCCAUUUGAGGUACCCCAGCCUCCAGCAGUCGUUCCCUAAUCAUGCGACCUCGAAGAGCUGGAGCAUUGUCGUCCAUGAAGAUGAAAUUAGGCCUGUGGUGUUCAUGCAGGGGCACAAUGACUGGAUUAAUGAUGUUAUUCAGGUAGUAUUGGCUUGUCACUGUACCAUUCACAAGAUGUAAGGCAGUUCUGUAUUGAGUAGACACACUUGCCCAGACUGUAACACCACCACAACAGUGGCUGAUGCAUAGCGCUCUCCUUGACGUCUCUAACAUUGUUAGAGGCCAUCAUUUCUGCUCAAUGUGAAUAGACUUUCAUCAGAGAACAGCACUGAGGCCCACUGGUCCCUCGUCCAUGCAAGACGAUGACGCCUAUGCCUGGUGGUGUGGUCAGGUAUCCUUCCAGGUCGUCUAGCAAGCAGACCACACUGAUGUAAACAGUUUCGAAUGGUCUGACGUGACACUUGGGUGCCUCUCACCUCCCUUAAAUGUGCCUGGAGUUUAGUGGCAUUCAUCAUCCGGUUCCGCAGGGCACUGUUCACAAUGAAGCGGUCAUCAACGUGGGAUGUGGCCAAAGGACAUCCACUUCUAUGCCGUUCUGUGACUCUUCCAGUCUCUCUGUAUCUCUGUUGCAACCUGCUGAUGACACUCUGUGACACUCUAAGCUCGGUGGCCACGUCCCUCUGAGAACAUCCUGUUUGAAGCCUCGCAAUGGCGGGGUACUGUUGAUCAAUUGUUAGGUGUCGUCUUGGUCUCAUGAUGUCAAAGUGUGAACAGCAUGAUGAAGAGGACUGUUUAAAUACCAAUUCUAAUUGAACCAGAAAAUUUAUUGGUCGAUUCAUGGAUCAAACACCAGUUGUGAAUUUUGCCGUUGAGCACCUUGUUAGAGAACAGCAAGUUAUGCAAAAAUGACUGAAACACUGAACAGUUGGACAUGUGCAUUCAAAAGUGUAGAGAAGGUCAAAUUAAGUAUGUAUAUAACAGUUCUGAAUUAAUAUUUUAGAUUUUACAUUUCUUCUAAAUAUAUUUAUGUUCAAUAAUGGGAAUUGUUUAUUAUAUAAACCCUUUAAUUUAACAAAUGAAGCCCAUUUAAAAAGCCUUUGCUCUAUAAUAUUUCUAUCUAAUGGAUUUGGUGCCUUGGUGCCUAGGAAAUCUUUUAUGGAAAGAAGCAAAUGCUGUGGUAUUCAUUGCAUUAUGACAAGUUUCUAUGGUCUUUCUUGGUAACUUUGUUCAUCCUUUUACGAAUGUUAGCUAAUGCCAAUGCAUUAAUGACUCAAAAGUCACACUACCUACACAAAAUGCAUAUGUGAAAUCAGUAAAAAGAAACAGCUUAAAGUUAAACUAAGGAUAAAAAAUCUGAUAUUUCUGAAGGUGUCAAGAUCAUAACUGCACUGCAGACAAGCAGAUAAAAUAUCAUUAAUAUAUUAAAGAUGAUCUAGUAUUUACAGUGAAAAGUUUACAAAAUUUUAUUACAUCUUUUUCUAAAUAUUUUAAACUAAUUUCAAGUAUGUUUUUAUCCUAUUAGCAGAGAAUGCAUUUACAUCGAUCCAUAUUAUAUAAAUAAUGCAUGUUUUUAUGACAUUAUGCCAACAUAAUUACUAUGCACUAUUGUACAUGUUUUCACCAUGUUGGGAAUGCAUGAUUUUUUCACACUAUUUUUGCCUUACUGAGUUAAAUGUAAGCAAUGAAUAAUUAUUUUAAUGUAUUAUUUCUUAUAUUAACAAAUA
Molecule: messenger RNA, 5867 nt
Organism: Hemibagrus wyckioides
Lineage: Eukaryota; Metazoa; Chordata; Actinopteri; Siluriformes; Bagridae
Gene: hapln1b
Product: hyaluronan and proteoglycan link protein 1b
Exons: 5
Coding region: 550-1620 (356 amino acids)
Biological process (GO): cell adhesion
Molecular function (GO): hyaluronic acid binding
Source: RefSeq, a predicted model, not a curated record